This is a messenger RNA of Funneliformis caledonium, 760 nucleotides long. The record is from the annotation of a GenBank genome assembly. NCBI's taxonomy places the organism in Eukaryota, Fungi, Glomeromycota, Glomeromycetes, Glomerales, Glomeraceae.
CUGGAAGGUACAAGUCCGAUUUUGGCAGAAUCAGCACAAUAAUUUUCUUGUUCAAGUUAAGAAAAUUCGGGAGGAUAUGGACCGUAUAAAGACUGAGAAUGACGCAUUAAUUUUCAUCAAUAAGGAGCUCAGAAGAAUGAAUGACAAAUUGACGAUAGAAAUUCAAUCACGUAGCCAAAGAUCGAGUGAAAAUGAGGCGUCUGAUCAGCCAAAAAAGAAGAUUAAAAAGCCUAAAACCUCUGAUGAAGUCCAAGAAAAUAAUGAAGAAGCGGCAAGGACUGAGAUGAAGGAAAUCUUGAAAAACUUGUCAUCUGAAUAUGAAAUGAAAUACGAUGAAGUUUUUACUAGUCCAGAUAACAAAAGUAUUCAGCAAAAAUUAGUAUCUGAAUUAUUAAAAUCAGCUUGUAAACCUAAUGACGGUACUCAAGAGACAGCUUCAAAUAGAUCACAAACUCCUCCAGCUCAACCAGUUCGUACUGAAAGUAUGACUCUGAAUCGACUAAUAAAUCCUCCAGUUCGAUCAGCUAGUACUGGAUCGGCUACUCCAGUCCGUAAUGUUCGAUAUCGGCCAACUCGUGAUUACGAUGAUUGGAUUAAUUAUAAUGCUGAAUAUGAGCAUCAAUACGGAGAAUCGUCAACUACUGGAAUGAUUAGAGGAGCAAUACAGAAAGCUGAUGGUCAGAAUCAACCUGAUAAUAAUCAUCUUAACGAUCCUUUCCCGUAUUAUGAUGAUAGUGAUAAUGAAUUUUUUAAAAUGUAA